Molecule: messenger RNA, 2265 nt
Organism: Lacerta agilis (Sand lizard)
Lineage: Eukaryota; Metazoa; Chordata; Lepidosauria; Squamata; Lacertidae
Gene: HEPACAM
Product: hepatic and glial cell adhesion molecule
Exons: 7
Coding region: 485-1741 (418 amino acids)
Source: RefSeq, a predicted model, not a curated record
GAAUUCCCUUCUGUUGCCUGCCAGAACGUGCAUUUCAGAGAGUUGUGGGUACAGCAUGGCAUGUGUCAAGUUCCCUAGGAACUGUGGGAGUGAGGCUGCAGACAGUGAUCUGGAAUUCUGAGCCACCUCCUUGUUCCAAGAAACUCUGAAAAACAAAUCAGGCUUUUGCUGCGAUAUUAUCUUUGCAAGUUUGGGAAUAUUGGUCAUGUGUUGUUGUUUUUUAAAUGCAUGGUCAUCUAAUCCCUUGAAACCGAGGAUGUAAGGCUCACGAAACUGGAAAACAUCAGGUCUGACCAAAAGAGAAGAAAAGGGGGAGAGGGGGGAGAAACCAACACCCCACAACAACACACAGAGGCUCUGUCUAUUGAAAGGACUUGGCAGAGUUCAGUGGUGGCAGAACAACUCCAAGCGGUACUAAGGGACGUGCCCAGAGUGGACAAAUCAUGCUAAUUGUGUGCGAGAAGAACCUAAAACCAAACCCAAAAUGAAGAGAGAAAGAGAAGUCUUGUCCAGAGUUCUCAGCGUGUCGGGUUUUGUGCACGUAGCUUGCCUUCUUAUAAUCAACUACACAGAUCUGCUGGAAGGAGUCAAUAUCACCAGCCCGGUGCUGUUAAUCCACGGUACGGUUGGCAAGUCUGCCCUGCUCUCCGUGAAAUACACCAGCACCAGCCGUGACAAACCCGUGAUCAAAUGGCAAGUGAAGCGUGACAAGGCUGUGACGGUGGUCCAGUCCAUCGGCACCGGGAUCAUUGGUAACUUGCGCCAGGAGUACAGGGACCGGAUUAGAAUCUUUGAGAAUGGCUCCUUGCUGAUCAACGAGCUGCAGCUCUCUGACGAGGGAACGUAUGAAGUGGAAAUCUCCAUUACGGAUGACACUUUUACAGGGGAGAUGAACAUUAACCUUACAGUGGAUGUUCCAAUUUCAAAGCCUCAUGUCGCCCUGGCCUCUUCCACUGUGCUGGAGCUCAGCGAAUAUUUCACUCUGAACUGCUCCCAUGAAAAUGGCACAAAGCCCAGCUACACGUGGCUGAAGGACAGCAAGCCCCUCAGCAAUGACUCCCGGCUGAUCCUCUCCCAUGACCAGAAGGUGCUGACCAUCACCAGAGUCCUGAUGUCUGACGAUGACACCUACAGUUGUUUGGUGGAGAACCCCAUCAGCAACGGGCGCAGCAUCCCGAUAAAACUUACCGUGUACAGAAGGAGCUCCCUCUAUAUAAUCCUUUCGACUGGGGGAAUUUUCCUUCUGGUUACCUUAGUGACCGUCUGCGCCUGUUGGAAACCAUCCAAGAAAAACGAACGGAAAAUGGAGAAGCAAAAUUCCUCUGAAUACAUGGACCAGAAUGAAGAACAGUUGAAGCAGGAUGUGGAGAUUGUUCCCAGGAGUGGAGAGCAUGAACGCAAGAAUCCCGUUGCUUUGUACAUCCUGAAAGACAAGGACUCUCCAGAAGCUGAAGAGGAAUCCCUUACCGAGUCCCGAAACGCCGCCGAGCCCUCGCCGCCCAGCUACUCUAGCUCUCCCCCUCCUCCUGGAAGAUCACCUGGACUGCCUGUUCGGUCCGCUCGCCGAUACCAUCGCUCGCCAGCCAGGUCUCCGGCCACCUCCAGAACACACAUAUCUCCUACCAGGUCCCCAACCUCACCAGGGCGCACCCAAAACACCACACGCUUGGUGCGGACUGCUGGAGUUCAUAUCAUUCGAGAUCAGCAGGGGGAGGCCAGCACCGUGGAAAUCAAUGCCUGAAGGCAGCCAGCAGUGUGCAUCUGUCUUGCCUAUGUGUGUGUGCAGCGAGGAAGCCUUGCUGUGCUUGUGAAUGUUUCCUGGGGUAGCAGUGAAUUUGCACCGGGUGUUGUUGUUGUUGUUUUGCACUCGCAAAUGCAUGUUUCCUAUUCAAGGGAAGAUGCCUGGGCUCUGCUUGUAGGUAAAAAAGUGAAUCACGCAGUGUUCCACAGGGCUGGAUGGACCCACUUUAAAUGGUUUACAGUAGUUUCAACGCUCCUGCUUCCAUACAUACCUUUUAAAGGCACUAACUUGCUAUUUGUAGCACCCGGGGAGUUAGCACACUGGUGUCGAUAAAACUUUUGCUUUUGGGAACGAUGCCCAACUAAUUGCUUUAAAGCCCGAAGUUUCCAUCCAAGCCUUUUGAGACUUUUGUAUGGGUGGUGAUAAUGCAGACAAGGUAAAAGGUAAAGGGAUGCAGGUGGCGCUGUGGUCUAAACCACUGAGCCUCUUGGGCUUGUCGAUCAGAAGGUUGGCGGUUCAAAUCC